Vanrija pseudolonga is the source of this 726-nucleotide messenger RNA. RefSeq names its product Ran-specific GTPase-activating protein 1 (gene sbp1). NCBI's taxonomy places the organism in Eukaryota, Fungi, Basidiomycota, Tremellomycetes, Trichosporonales, Trichosporonaceae. The coding region runs from base 67 to 726 and encodes 219 amino acids. Gene Ontology annotation, biological process: nucleocytoplasmic transport. Gene Ontology annotation, cellular component: cytoplasm; nuclear pore. The record is from RefSeq and is a predicted model, not a curated record. The transcript has 7 exons. Gene Ontology annotation, molecular function: GTPase activator activity.
ACCAACAAAAGGAACUCGCAAGUUCUCCUCCUCUCACCUCAUCUAAAACACAUUUCAUUGAUAACAAUGGCCGACACUGAGCCCAAGCCCGCUGACACCGGCGCCGCCGCCGAGGACUCGCACGACCCCCAGUUCGAGCCCGUCGUCCGCCUCACUGAGAAGAUUGAGGCUAAGACCAACGAGGAGGACGAGGACGUCCUCUUCAAGAUGCGCGCCAAGCUCUUCCGCUUCGCCAAGGCCGACCUCGAGUGGAAGGAGCGCGGUACCGGUGACGUCCGUCUUCUCGCCCGCAAGGACACCAAGAAGGUCCGCCUCGUCAUGCGCCGGGAUAAGACGCUCAAGGUGUGCGCCAACCACAUUGUCUCGUCCGACAUGACCCUCUCGCCCAACGUCGGCUCGGACCGCUCAUGGGUCUGGAACGUCGCUGCCGACUACGCCGAGGGCGAGCCGUCCGCCGAGACCCUUGCUAUCCGUUUCGCCAACUCUGAGAACGCCAACCUCUUCAAGAAGGCCUUCGAGGACGCCCAGGCCUCCAACGCUGGCCAGAAGCCCGUCGCUGCUCCCAUUGCCGAGGAGAAGAAGGAGGAGGAGCCCAGGGCCGAGGCCGCUGCCCCUGCCGCUGCUGCUGAGGAGAAGAAGGAGGAGGCCAAGGAGGAGGCCAAGGCCGCCGAGCCCGUCGCCGCCGCUGAGCCCGCCGCUGCCGCUGAGGAGAAGAAGGCCGAGUAA